Ictalurus furcatus (blue catfish) is the source of this 2300-nucleotide messenger RNA. RefSeq names its product pleckstrin homology-like domain-containing protein. The coding region runs from base 148 to 528 and encodes 126 amino acids. Gene Ontology annotation, biological process: retrograde transport, endosome to Golgi; endosome organization; receptor recycling. The record is from RefSeq and is a predicted model, not a curated record. The transcript is spliced from 2 exons. Gene Ontology annotation, cellular component: early endosome; trans-Golgi network; recycling endosome. Lineage: Eukaryota; Metazoa; Chordata; Actinopteri; Siluriformes; Ictaluridae.
CUUGUCAAGACAGAGACCGACCUCCUCUAAAUGUGAAAACACCGUGUAAAAAAAAUAAUAAUAAUAAUAAAGUGAAACCACACUUUUACACAGGAUGAUCUCUCGGGCGCAUGCGCAGGUCGGAUUAACUGCUAACGGGCUACAGUGAUGGCAGGAACGUCUGCGACCUCUAACGGUGCGACCGAAAAGCGCUCAGAGGAGGCAAAAGAGGCGAAAAAGGGAUGGCUGUCCAAAAAAACUAUCUUCACACGUCGCUGGAAGCCAGCGUGGUUUCAGAUAAAAGAUUCCAGACUUUACUACGGCGGAAACCAAAAGAAUCCAGUGAAAUCCAUCAGCCUGAUUGGGGCAGAAAUCGAGGCUCUGGAGCAGGAUGGAGGAUUUGACUGGACUAUAAAGCCACAGGGAAGUAAAAGGACCUUUUUCCUUCGGGCUGGAUCGGCUGAGGAGCAGCAGCAGUGGAUGAUGGCUAUUUGUGAAGUGCAGAUGAGCUCUGGAGAGCACGCUUCAAAUGCCUGUGUGGUGCAGUAGUGUGUCUUAUGUGUUUUAAUAUAGUCACAACAACAUGUUUGAACAUUUUAUCGCAUCAGUAAUGAAACUAUGAGCAAACCAAAAGCAGGGGGUUAUAUGUAUUGUAGAUUUUUAUAUACUUUAUACUAAAAGGACAUAAAUAAUCAUGCACUAAUACCUGAAUUAAUGCUUACUUAAAUAUGAACUAAUGAUGAGUUAAAGCAUGUACUAAACACUAAUCAGACCAGGACGGUGUCAGGCAUUUACCACCACUCGUUGCCACAAACGGUGAUUAAUUUCCAAUAACAGCGCAUCACAAAAUGAUUUAUUCCGACUAUACCACAGAAAUCAUAACUAUUGCCAAUCAUAGCUGUGUUUACGAAUGAAUGAAUGGCACAUACUUUUUAUCUGUUUUGAGUUUCAUUUCACGUCGUGGAAUGCCCACACAUCAAGUUAUUUGCCGUUAUCACUCAUGUUAUAACAGUCAUCUCCUCAUCAGCCUCUCUCAUUUUUUUCUCUCUCUCUUGAAGCUGAGAGAGAGAGAUGCAAAAUGCAAACUCCUCUGUCAUAAAGAUUUUCCCGACAGCUGAAAAUGUAAACGUGAAUAUAUAUUCAUAUAUAUAUUUUAAAUGUCUUCUUACAGAAAGCCUCACCAAAGCAACCUCUAUCUAUUUCACAGAGUUUUGUGUGUAUGUGGGUUUUUUUUUUUUAAACAGAAUAUUCUUAGGCAUAAUUUAUGUGAGCAUGAGCCCUACAAGCUACUUUUUUACUAUAGGAAAAAAAAUAACAUAUUAGAAUGAGUGCAUUAAUGUAAACCUGUGAAUUGAAUUGCAGCCCAAACCACUCUCAGAGCUGCUGUAAAAAAAAAAAAAAUUAAUCAACACCUUAUGACCAGUUAGUAGCAAGCAAUGAACAUAGACGUGGAUAUAAAUGAUAUAUUUCUAAAAGUAAAAAGAUUGAGAUUAUGUAAUAUUUAAAGCAUUCUGUAGAAUAUGUACCCUGUCCAGGGUGUACCCCGCCUUGUGCCCGAUGCUCCCUGGGAUUGGCUCCAGGUUCCCCAUGACCCUGAAGAAGGAGUAAGCGGUAGAAGAUGGAUGGAUGGAUGGAUGUAAAGUAUGACCACCUGCGCGGGUUGCAUUGAUUGUAGACUUAACUGUGACUGUACAGACUGUGAUAUUUAAUUUACAUUACACACCCACAGAGGGCAGUGUUUUAUAAAGUCUGUGAAAAUUGUCAAUUUGCUCCUAGGGAAGCUGCAGUUUUCACUGUCGCCUCUGUGUCGCUUUACUUUUCAUCUGUUCAUGUAAAGAAAUCGACAAAACUAAGUAAAAAGCAAUACAACAUGACUAGGGAAAACAUUAGAGAGCAGCAUUAUGAAUGUAGGCCACUAAUAGAUAAAGUAAUAAAGCUGUAUAAUAAAACAGGACUGUUAUUUCUUAACUUGUGAAAGGUGAGUAUCACUAUGUCUGUGAACAUAUGUAUAUUUUUAUAUUUGUAUAAAUUUUUUGUUCAUUAUUAAGUGACUGGAAGUGUGGGAGUAUUCUUUCGGAAAUAUUUGUGUGUAAUUUAUGACAUUUUAGACCCUUUUUUAAAGUCAGUAUGGAGUUAGUUAUGUAGUUCUUCAGGUGUGUUUGUUUCAGAGUAAACCUUUUUUCUUUCUGCAGAUUGUGAGCAUUUCUCUUUACUCUUCCUGUGAGCUAACUGACUCUUUGUUGUGAUUGUAUAGUUUGUUCUGUAGUAUAAUUAGCCAAAAGUAUGUGGACAUCUGACCAUCACCACCCACUUUCUACUUU